Molecule: messenger RNA, 1334 nt
Organism: Danio aesculapii
Lineage: Eukaryota; Metazoa; Chordata; Actinopteri; Cypriniformes; Danionidae
Gene: nav3
Product: neuron navigator 3
Exons: 8
Coding region: 262-1104 (280 amino acids)
Biological process (GO): nervous system development; neurogenesis
Molecular function (GO): protein binding
Source: RefSeq, a predicted model, not a curated record
GUCGGUAACAGAAUGAGCUUGUCCACGCUCUCUGCCGCUGGCUGCACACUCUAAAAAACAAUCGCCCCCCCUCCCAUUUCUUACAGCCCCUGCCAGACAUCAAGAGCAGACACAAGGCUCUCUCUCUCUCUUUCUCUCUCUCUCUCCCCCUUUCUCUCUCUCUCUCUCUCUCUGUCUCUCGUGUGAGAAAGCUGCGAGAGACAACUCCUCCACUUUUUUUCCCCUCCUUAUUUCUCUCUGGGACUUGCACUCUGAGGGACUAUGCCGGUAGUUGGUGUUGCUUCAAAACUCCGACAGCCAGCUGUGGGGUCCAGACCCAUCCACACUGCACUGCCCAUCCCCAACCUCGGGAGGAGCAGCAUGGCACAUGGACUGGCACCCAGGAGCUCGGAGCUCAGGGUCACAGAAUCUUCCAUGCUGUCUUGUCAGCUGUCACUCAAGACGGAGAUCCACGAUAGGAGGUCAAACUUGGUUCCAGCUCCAGCUGCAACUUUGGCACGAAGCAGCAGAGAGGCAGAAGAGAGCAAGAUCUGCAAGAUCUACACUGAUUGGGCGAACCAUUAUUUGGCCAAGUCCGGCUGUCCAAGGCUUAUUAAGGACCUGACUCAGGACAUACCCGAUGGAGUUCUGCUGGCAGAAAUCAUCCAGAUAAUAGCUAAUGAGAAGAUAGAAGAUAUUAACAGCUGUCCCAAGAGUCACUCUCAAAUGAUUGAGAAUGUGGAGUGCUGUCUGAGUUUCUUAGGGGCCAGAGGAGUCAGUGUUCAAGGGCUCUCGGCUGAAGAGGUGUGUAAUGGGAAUCUGAAGAGCAUCCUGGGUCUGUUCUUCAUCCUGUCCCGCUACAAGCAGCAGCAGCAGCACCAGCAGCAGUACCUGCAGUCUCUGGUGGAGCUCCAGCAGCACGUCACACAUCAGACCACAGGGGCGGCACAACUGAGCCAGCACAAAACACAAGACAUGCAGUCCAGUCUCACCGCACGAUAUACAAGUCCACCAGGUCACAGUGGAAUAGCAGCCCCUCAGAAGAAAAACACAAGGUUGCCAGGUCCGUCCAGAGUCCCCGCUGCAGGCAGCGGCAGUAACAGCAUAAAGGUUCCUCAAACCUGAACAGAAGGAGCCAGAGCUUCAACAGUAUUGACAAGAGCAAACCAUUGCAGUAUGCUAGUGGCAACGACAGAGAGUCGGUGAAGGGCAUCCCUCUUGCCAGGCAGCAUGAACGGCAGUGGCUCGGUGCCUUCCAGCACCAGCGUGGCAGCAGCUGGCCUCUGCCAUCCCCUCUCCCACUGCUGGAAAGACCUGGCGCAGCAAGUCCAUGAACAUGAAGCACAGUGCCACCU